UCGGGCUUCCAACCGCGUCGCCGCGCUGCCUCCUCAUACCAGCGCCUCUCUGCCUUCGAUGCCUCCAACUCUGCUUUGGGACGGCGAUAUUCCCCUGGCUGAGCCCAGGGUCCCUUGCCGUCCAGAAUCUCCUCCCAAGUCCAUGAGUCCUGUGUCUUCUGCCGCUGCUGCUGCUGUCCUUUACCACUCUGCUUGAUCCUUGGGUGGUGGGUGUUUCUGUAACGGCAGUCUAUCUCUUCCUCCUCUUCGGACGAGGAGAGGCGAGAAGGAUCGGAGGACCAAUAUGCAGAGUGGCCGACUCAGAUUAAGUCUGAGGCCGGUAACAUCAACAGUGAGGACAAACCCAGCCUGCCUCUCUCCUUCCACACUGAGUAGAAACCUACAGUCACUGGGUCCUGAUUGUGACAGUGGAGCCCAGUUUGCACUGCAGGAUCCAGAGAUGGCAUCAGUGAAGCUGGAGGACUGCAGUCAAACACUGGAGCUGAAUGUCAACAUUAAAGAGGAAGAAGAGGAGGAGAAGAUUAGGACAACUGUUAGUCAUGGAUACCAUGUUGAGACAUUCUCUACAUCCAGAGAGCAACAGCAGGAAGAUCACAGAGCUACGAGGUCUCACCACUGCCCACAUUGUGAGGAGAUUUUCCCAUUUCUAUCAAAGCUAAAAAUACACCUAAGAAAACACACAGGAGAGAAACCUUAUUCCUGCUCUGACUGUGUGGCGAGUUUCUCUCAACUUUCCGACUUAAAAUCACAUGAACGUAUACAUACAGGGGAGAAGCCUUACGUCUGCUCUGACUGUGGAAAACGUUUUAAAACAUCAAAUAAGCUAAAAUCUCACCAGAGAACACACACAGGAGAGAAGCCUUACGUCUGCCCUGACUGUGGAACUAGUUUCUCUCACCUUUCCAACUUAAAAACACAUGAACGUAUACAUACAGGAGAGAAGCCUUACGUCUGCCCUGACUGUGGAACUAGUUUCUCUCACCUUUACGACUUAAAAACACAUGAACGUAUACACACAGGAGAGAAGCCUUUCUUCUGCUCUGACUGUGGGGCGAGUUUCUCUCAACGUACCAACUUAAAAAGACACCAACGUAAACACACAGGAGAGAAGCCUUACGUCUGCUCUGACUGUGGAAAAUGUUUUAAAACAUUAUAUGAGCUAAAAUCUCAUCAGAGAACACACACAGGAGAGAAGCCUUACGUCUGCCCUGACUGUGGAACUAGUUUCUCUCACCCUUCCACCUUAAAAUCACAUGAACGUAUACAUACAGGGGAGAAGGCAUACUCCUGCUCUGAAUGUGGAAAAUGUUUUAAAACAGCAACUGAGCUAAAACUUCACCAGAGAACACACACAGGAGAGAAGCCUUUCUUCUGCCCUGACUGUGGAACUAGUUUCUCUCAUAUUUCCUACUUAAAAUCACAUGCACGUAUACAUACAGGGGAGAAGGCAUACUCCUGCUCUGAAUGUGGAAAAUGUUUUAAAACAGCAACUGAGCUAAAACUUCACCAGAGAACACACACAGGAGAGAAGCCUUACUUCUGCUCUGACUGUGGAAUUAGUUUCUCUCAACUUUCCAACUUAAAAUCACAUGAACGUAUACACACAGGAGAGAAGCCUUACUUCUGCUCUGACUGUGGAAUUAGUUUCUCUCAACUUUCCAACUUAAAAUCACAUGAACGUGUACAUACAGGAGAGAAGCCUUACUCCUGCUCUGACUGUGGAACUAGUUUCUCUCAACUUUCCCACUUAAAAAGACAUGAACGUAUACACACAGGAGAGAAGCCUUACUUCUGCUCUGACUGUGUAAAAUGCUUCAAAACAUCAACUCAGCUAAAAGGUCAUAAGAGAACACACACAGGGGAGAAAAAAAGUUAAUUAGAGAACACAGGCCUGAGAGAAGCCUGCUUACGUCUGCUCUGACUUUUGGGUGAGUUUCUCUCACCAUAGAAACUUAACACACCAAUGUAUAGACUAUAGACGUCGAGCCAAAGGCUGCGUGUUUGAAUCUCAUCAAGGAGGACUUUAGCAUUAAGCUAAUUAGCAACUUUGCAACUUCUUACUAAUUUUGAGCUAUGUUAGCAUGUUAGCUUAGCAUGCAACUACUUAGCAUGUUAGCUAACCUUUCCCCUAAACCCAUUUAACUCUACCUUAAACCCCUCACCCCUAACCUAGCUAACGUUAGCAACAACAAAUUGGAAUUCGUAACAUAUCAUACAUAUUACAAGUUCGUAAUAUAUUGUAUGAAUAGCAAUCCUUAAAAUAACAUAUGAAUUGUAAUUCUUAACAUCUGAUAUGUCCUACAAGUCGUAUUAUACUGAACAACAAUCUAAACGCAACAAUUUCAAAGAUUUACAGUUCGUAUAAGGAUGUCAGUCAAUUGAAAUAAAUGAGGCCCUAAUCUAUGGAUUUCACAUGACUGGGCAGGGGCUCAGCCAUGGGUGGGAUUUGGGAGGGCAUAGGCCCACUUGGGAGCCAGGCCCAGCCACUCAGCAUGACUUUUUCCCCACAAAAGGUCUUUAUUACAGACAGAAAUACUACUCAGCCCCCUCCCAGACAAUCCUGCAGGUGAAGAGGUCCUGGGCUGCCGUGGUUACAUGUGAUCUGCAGUUGUGAGACCUGUUGGAUGUACUGCCAAAUUCUCUAAAAUGACUUUAGAGGUGUCUUAUGGUAGAGAUAUAAAUAUUGAGUUCUCUGGCAACAGCUCUGGUGGACAUUCCUGCAUUCAUCAUGACAAUUGCACAUUCCCUAAACUUGAGACAAAUGUGACAUUGUGUUGUGUGGACUUUUAUUGUCCCCCAGCACAAGGUGCACCUGUGUAAUGAUAAUGCUGUUUUAUCAGCAUCUUGAUAUGCCACACCUGUCAGGUGGAUGGAUUAUCUUGACAAAGGCUGAAAUGCUCAUUAACAGGGAUAUAAACAAAGUUGUGCACAAGAUUUGAGAGACAUUAGCUUUUUGUGCAUAUGGAACAUUGCUGGAUUUUUUUAUUUCAGCCCAUGAAACCAACACUUUACAUAUUUAGUUUAUAUUUUAGUUUAUUUACUGUAAUAGUCCAAUCAUACUAAAUGGAGUGGCACUGGUGUUUUUUGUAUAAUAUAAAACGUUUUGCUCUGAGACCAGGUUGUCCCUCUGCAGUAUUCUGUGGGAAGGAGCUAGUAUACCCUUUUUAAUUGUUUUUAUUGAACCUUUGUUUAACUAGGCAAGUCAGUUAAGAACCAAUUCUUAUUUACAAUGGUGGCCUAGGAACAGUUGGUUCAGAUUUUUACCUUGUCAGCUCGGGGAUUCGAUCUACCAACCUUUUGGUUACUGGCCCAAUGCUCUAACCACUAGGCUACCUUCCACCCCUAACAUGUAUCAGAUAUAGAUGGUGUGAUGAUCACUUUUCACCACUAGUUUGGGGGGAUUGUUUUACAACUUUAUUUAAUGAGACACAGUUUAUGAAAUGAAUACAUGUGUUUAUUAAUUGUCUUUAAAACUAGAUGAGUUAUUUUAGUUACUGAUCAUGAAUGUGUUUGGAUACCUGCAUUGAAGAAAACGUUAUUGAUCUGCCAAUGAAAAAUAAAGUUACAUGAAUAUGUACUGGUCAACCUCUUCUUCUCUUUAGUAUUCAGUUCUUCAUAUUAGAUUUGACAGUAUGAAUGGUUCUUAUGGUUGUAUUCAGUUCUUCAUAUUAGAUCUGACAGUAUGAAUGGUUCUUAUGGGCUGAGUGCCGGGAGUGUUUUUGUAUGACUACAGUCAGGGUGUUUCAUGAUAUCUAGUUUACACCAAUUGAUGCUCCCCAUUGGUCCGUGGCUGUUUCUUUUGCGUUGGGGACAACUGUAGCAUUGUAGUUAAGCCAUAACCCUUUUCCUAACCUUAAUCUCAGUCUCCUAACCGUCGUUAAUUAUCAUAACCUGCCACGUUAGUUAUCCACACCUGCAUGGUAAACAAAUCCCUAAUCCUCACCCUUUUCCUAACAUUAACCUCAGUCUCCUAACCUGCCACGGUAAUUAUCCUAACCUUCCACUUUAAUUAUCCUAACCUGCCACUUUAAUUAUC
Messenger RNA from Salvelinus fontinalis (brook trout), 4036 nucleotides. RefSeq names its product zinc finger protein OZF-like. The record is from RefSeq and is a predicted model, not a curated record. Gene Ontology annotation, molecular function: DNA-binding transcription factor activity, RNA polymerase II-specific; RNA polymerase II cis-regulatory region sequence-specific DNA binding. The transcript is spliced from 3 exons. Bases 284 to 1876 code for a protein of 530 amino acids. Gene Ontology annotation, biological process: regulation of transcription by RNA polymerase II. Lineage: Eukaryota; Metazoa; Chordata; Actinopteri; Salmoniformes; Salmonidae.